AUGACUGGCAGAGCAAGCGAACAUGGUGCAGAGGGAUUGCAACACAUUAUUAAUCUGCACAAACAAAAUGAUACUGAGAAACUACAUAGUCACACUGGAUUUACUUGUUAUAAUCAUUUCUACACUGAUGGCGUCAGUCUCUUGAUCCUAAACAAAGUAUUCUAUUCUAGACCACCCAGUAUCAGGAUUGAACUUAACCAGUUUAUGAAUCUUUGGUAUAGUCCAAAAGCAGAAGAGGCUGCUGAGACAAAGUACUGUUUUGCUUCUUGCCGGCUGACCUGUAGAACACAGUUCUCACAAAACUCACGAUUAGGCUCGCGCGAAGUUCUCAGAAUCCAGAAUUUAUAUUCGGAAGAUAUAUUGGCCAGAGAUAUGAAGAAAAAUAACAAUAACCAGUUAUAA
Molecule: messenger RNA, 402 nt
Organism: Aspergillus niger
Lineage: Eukaryota; Fungi; Ascomycota; Eurotiomycetes; Eurotiales; Aspergillaceae
Exons: 5
Coding region: 1-402 (133 amino acids)
Source: RefSeq, a predicted model, not a curated record